AUGGAGCCGGGGGAGUGCGUGCUGUUCGAUAACUUGCGCGUGCUGCACGGCCGCAACGCCUUUGACGCUGGCGGCGGAGGGGCGAGGUGGCUCAGGGGCGCGUACAUUGCCGCUGAGGAUUUUCUGUCGAGGGCUGCUCACAUACCCAAGGGAUUGGCGGAAAAGUAUCGUGGGGAGAGGCCGUGGGCGCCGGCGCUGGCGCAGAAGGCGUUGAGGGAGACGGCGUGGCAUGAGGAUGUUGUGAGGAGGAUCAAGGAGAUUGAUCCGGCGUUGGAGGACUGA
Trichoderma breve is the source of this 282-nucleotide messenger RNA. RefSeq names its product taurine catabolism dioxygenase tauD, tfdA family domain-containing protein. The transcript has a single exon. Gene Ontology annotation, molecular function: oxidoreductase activity. The record is from RefSeq and is a predicted model, not a curated record. The coding region runs from base 1 to 282 and encodes 93 amino acids. NCBI's taxonomy places the organism in Eukaryota, Fungi, Ascomycota, Sordariomycetes, Hypocreales, Hypocreaceae.